Molecule: messenger RNA, 3080 nt
Organism: Myotis lucifugus (little brown bat)
Lineage: Eukaryota; Metazoa; Chordata; Mammalia; Chiroptera; Vespertilionidae
Gene: SLITRK4
Product: SLIT and NTRK like family member 4
Exons: 2
Coding region: 92-2605 (837 amino acids)
Biological process (GO): axonogenesis; regulation of presynapse assembly; positive regulation of synapse assembly
Cellular component (GO): membrane; glutamatergic synapse
Molecular function (GO): protein binding
Source: RefSeq, a predicted model, not a curated record
UCCUGGAGCCCUCUGUUCUGCCUGGUGACAAUUAGCCAAAGGUUAUCUCUCUUUAUUCAGAAGCAUAAAUUUGCAUGUUGAUUGCAAGAAGAUGUUUCUUUGGCUCUUUCUGAUUUUGUCAGCCCUGAUUUCUUCGACAAAUGCAGAUUCUGAGAUAUCAGUGGAAAUUUGCAAUGUGUGCUCCUGUGUGUCAGUGGAGAAUGUGCUCUAUGUCAACUGUGAGAAGGUUUCAGUCUACCGACCAAACCAGCUGAAACCGCCUUGGUCAAAUUUUUAUCACCUCAAUUUCCAAAACAAUUUUUUAAAUAUCCUCUAUCCAAAUACAUUCUUGAAUUUUUCACACGCAGUAUCCCUGCAGCUGGGAAAUAAUAAACUGCAGAACAUUGAGGGAGGAGCCUUUCUUGGGCUCAGUGCAUUAAAGCAGUUGCACUUGAACAACAAUGAAUUAAAGAUUCUCCGAGCUGACACUUUCCUUGGCAUAGAGAACUUGGAGUAUCUCCAGGCUGACUACAAUUUAAUCAAGUAUAUUGAACGAGGAGCCUUCAAUAAGCUCCACAAACUGAAAGUUCUCAUUCUUAAUGACAACCUGAUUUCAUUCCUUCCUGAUAAUAUUUUUCGAUUCGCAUCUUUGACCCAUCUGGACAUACGAGGAAACAGAAUUCAGAAGCUCCCCUAUAUCGGAGUUCUGGAACACAUAGGCCGAGUUGUCGAAUUGCAACUGGAAGAUAACCCUUGGAACUGCAGCUGUGAUUUGUUGCCUUUAAAAGCUUGGCUGGAGAAUAUGCCAUAUAACAUUUACAUAGGAGAAGCUAUCUGUGAAACUCCCAGUGACCUGUAUGGAAGGCUUUUAAAAGAAACCAACAAACAAGAAUUAUGCCCCAUGGGCACAGGCAGUGAUUUUGAUGUACGGAUCCUGCCUCCAUCUCAGCUGGAAACCGGCUAUACCACUCCCAAUGGCCACACUACUCAAACAUCUUUCCACAGAUUAGUGACCAAACCACCGAAAACUACAAAUCCUUCCAAGAUCUCUGGAAUCGUGGCAGGCAAAGCCUUCUCCAACCGCAAUCUUAGUCAGAUUGUGUCUUACCAAACAAGGGUGCCUCCUCUUACACCUUGUCCAGCGCCUUGCUUUUGCAAAACACAUCCUUCGGAUUUUGGACUGAGUGUCAACUGCCAAGAGAAAAAUAUACAGUCCAUGUCUGAACUGAUACCGAAACCUUUAAAUGCCAAGAAGUUGCAUGUCAAUGGCAACAGCAUCAAAGAUGUGGACAUCUCAGACUUUGCUGAGUUUGAAGGACUGGAUUUGCUCCAUUUAGGCAGUAAUCAGAUUACAGUGAUAAAGGGAGAUGUGUUCCAUAAUCUCACUAAUUUACGCAGGCUGUAUCUCAAUGGCAACCAGAUUGAAAGACUCUAUCCUGAAAUAUUUUCAGGCCUUCAUAACCUGCAGUAUCUGUACUUGGAAUACAAUUUGAUUAAAGAAAUCUUAGCGGGCACCUUUGACUCGCUGCCAAAUUUGCAGCUACUAUACUUAAACAACAAUCUCUUAAAGAGCUUGCCCGUUUACAUUUUUUCUGGAGCACCCCUUGCGAGACUGAACCUGAGGAACAACAAAUUCAUGUACCUACCUGUCAGCGGGGUUCUCGAUCAGCUGCAGUCUCUGACACAGAUUGACUUGGAGGGCAACCCAUGGGACUGCACUUGUGACUUGGUGGCAUUAAAGCUGUGGCUGGAGAAGUUGAAUGACGGGAUUGUUGUGAAGGAACUAAAAUGUGAAACACCUGUUCAGUUUGCCAACAUUGAACUGAAGUCCCUCAAAAAUGAAAUCUUAUGUCCCAAACUCUUAAACAAGCCAUCUGCGCCAUUCACGAGCCCUGCACCAGCCAUUACCUUCACCACCCCGCUGGGUCCCAUUCGAAGUCCUCCUGGAGGUCCAGUGCCUCUGUCGAUUUUAAUCUUAAGUAUCUUAGUGGUCCUCAUUUUAACUGUGUUCGUUGCUUUUUGCCUUCUUGUUUUUGUGCUGCGACGAAACAAGAAACCCACGGUGAAGCAUGAGGGCCUGGGGAAUGCAGAGUGUGGUUCCAUGCAGCUGCAGCUGAGGAAGCAUGACCACAAAACCAAUAAAAAAGAUGGACUGAGCACAGAAGCUUUCAUUCCACAAACCAUAGAACAGAUGAGCAAGAGCCACACCUGUGGCUUGAAAGAGUCAGAAACUGGCUUCAUGUUUUCAGAUCCCCCAGGACAGAAAGUCAGCAUGAGAAAUGUUGCCGACAAGGAGAAAGAUUUGUUACAUGUGGAUAGCAGGAAGAGAUUGAGCACAAUUGAUGAGCUGGAUGAAUUAUUCCCGAGCAGGGAUUCCAACGUGUUUAUUCAGAAUUUUCUCGAAAGCAAAAAGGAGUACAACAGCAUAGGUGUCAGUGGCUUUGAGAUCCGUUAUCCAGAAAAACAAGACAAGAAAAACAAGAAGUCAUUGAUAGGCGGCAACCACAGUAAAAUUGUGGUGGAGCAAAGGAAGAGCAGCGAGUAUUUCGAACUGAAGGCAAAACUCCAGAGUUCCCCCGACUACCUACAAGUCCUUGAGGAGCAGACAGCUUUGAACAAGAUCUAGGUCACACAAUUUUACUUCAUGCAGAGGACAUUUAUUUAAUGAUGAAAGUGCCUUUUGUUGAUUUCUAACUUCCAAAUACUAUAUUAUCAAUAGGCAUAGAGGCAGGUGUUUCCAAGGGUGUCUCAUUAACUGUAGCUGCGAAGAUGUGUCCAGUAGAAGAGAAUCUCCAAUAGAUUUUACUGCAUCAAACCUAUACUGUGGAGUCCUGUGGGGAUACUGCAAACUCUAUUGCCAAAGGGAUGCUUUAUAUACAUAAUACACUGAAUUUAACCUCAAGAGGCAAAUCUGUUUUGUACCCCAAUGCAAAACCUUCCUCUCUGUGCUUUGUAAAGCAAAGUCAAGAAAACUGGUACCAGUGUUCACACUUCAACUGGGUCCUUCAUCUUGCACGUAGAUUAAGUUGGUGGAACUGGAAUACUCCUUCUGAUUUGUGGCAUUGUAACAACUCUCUGUAAAGAUUAUCUGAAAAGUAAAA